Messenger RNA from Labrus mixtus (cuckoo wrasse), 4585 nucleotides. It is a transcript of the gene faxcb, whose product is annotated as failed axon connections homolog, metaxin like GST domain containing b. The record is from RefSeq and is a predicted model, not a curated record. Gene Ontology annotation, cellular component: cytoplasm. The transcript is spliced from 6 exons. The coding region runs from base 201 to 1451 and encodes 416 amino acids. Lineage: Eukaryota; Metazoa; Chordata; Actinopteri; Labriformes; Labridae.
AAUUCUGCAAAGGGAAAGUAAGCAGGUUGCUGUGAGCAUCUUCCUAGGGAGGGGGCGUCGAAAUGUUUACUCCUUCUGGGUUUCUGGAAGAAUAUCAAGCAUACCGCCGCCAUGCCGUAGACAAGCUGCCGGGCCUGUAGAUGAAGCCCGGGGACUUCAGCAGGGAGGACGCCGGGUGGCUGUAGGAUAACCGAGGGAGGAUGUACUGGACUGCUGGCUUCGCCUCUUCUCGGCCGUGUGUGGUUGAGCUCGGGCGGAAUCACAGCCUGCCCAUCGGGCUGUGCGGCUCCGAGCAGCAGCACUCUUUGUAUGGCUAUAUCAUCGCCUUCCCUUUGCAGGACUACGGAGGCAUAAUGUCGGCUCUGGGUUCGGACUCCUGGUGGAAGAAGACCCUGUAUAUCACUGGAGGGGCUCUGCUGGCUGCUGCAGCUUACCUACUGCAUGAACUGCUCGCCAUCAGGAAGGAGCAGGAGCUGGACUCUAAAGACGCCAUCAUCCUCCAUCAGUUCUCCAGGCCAAAGAAUGGCGUGCCCAGCCUCUCACCCUUCUGCCUGAAAAUAGAGACGUACCUGCGCAUGGUGGACCUGCCCUACCAGAACUACUUUGAUGGGAAGCUGUCCCCGCAGGGUAAGAUGCCCUGGAUGGAAUACAACCACGAGCAAGCGUCAGGGUCAGAGUUCAUCGUAGACUUCCUGGAGGAGAAGCUCGGCGUGAACCUCAACCAAAACCUCACCCCGCAGGAGAGAGCUGUGUCCCGGGCUGUCACCAAGAUGGUGGAGGAACACCUCUACUGGACAAUAGCCUACUGUCAGUGGGUGGAUAACCUGGAGGAAACUCAGAAGCUUCUGGCGAUGAGCGGCCCUCUGAGCGACACUCUGAAGUGGCUGCUGACUCACCUGAACGGCAGUAUGGUCCGCAGGGAGAUGUACGGUCACGGCAUUGGACGUUUCUCUAAAGAGGAGGUGUACACACUGAUGGAGAAGGACAUGAGGACGCUGGCCACACUGCUUGGAGAUAAGAAGUACUUUAUGGGCUCCAAGAUGUCGACAUUAGAUGCUACAGUGUUUGGACAUCUUGCCCAGGCUAUGUGGACUCUGCCCGGGACACGGCCAGAACAACUUAUUAAAGGAGAGCUCAUCAACCUGGCCAUGUUCUGCGAGCGGAUGCGGAGGAGGUUCUGGCCCGAGUGGUUUGUGGAGGUGGAUGAUCUUUAUUAUGACGGCGACAGUGAGAGCAGUGUUGGCGGCGGCUCUCCUACAGGCAUGCUGGACCUCGGCCUCUUCUCAAGGACUGACACUCUGGACGACAGUGACGCAAGCAGCCACUCAGCCGUACACACGCACACACACUCCCCGGACUCGGACCACUCUCUCUUUGACUCGGACGUGGGGACGGGAUCUGACAAUGACAUUCAGCUUAAGGAGGAGUUGAUGCCUGACCUGGAGGUUUGACCCGAGAAAGGCCGUGAUUGGCUGACUGAUUGAGACUGACAGGAGGCGGGGAAAGUCUCGCAGCCUAAGGAUGUUGCCAGAUCACAGCAACUACAGCUGGAGAAAGUAUUCCAGCUCCUCCACCUGCAACAAUAUCUAAAAGGAUAUACCUUUAUGCAGCGCAUACAAACUGAACCUCAUAAUAAACAUGCUACCGUAUGUUUGUCCUCUCCUGUUAUGUCAGAACUGUCCAUGUGGCAGUUACUCUUUGCCUUAUCUGUCUCGUCCCCAGAUUCAGACACUGGCGUGAAAAGGUUAACUUCUAGGUAACUUCUCAUCUCAUGAAAAGUGUGGAGACUACAGAGGAGUGUUGUAGAAAAAAACAGGUGGCACUUCACUUGCUAUGAAACGAUGCAACUAAUCACCACUCUGCCAUGUGUCUUAACGCACAAACCCAUUUGAACAGGUGGAGAUUGAUCAUGUGGCUAAAAAGAACAGCUGCCGUGUCUCAGCUGUUAACCAUCCAUGUGCUGCAGAGGAAACACAGGAUGACAUUGAGUGCCAGUCCAUGCUCAAGAUCGAUCCUCAUGUCAUUUCCUUUAUAGUUUUUUUUUUCUCUGUGGGAGGAAUCUCUAUGAAAACAUGAUGUAUGUCUCUGUCAGACUACAACUCUUCUUGUUGUUUAAUGGAAAGGAAGAAGAAGAGGAGCAGAUUUGUGCCUGUGUCAUUCAUCAGUUAUCAUUCUUAUUCAUCUCCAUUAAGUAGUAAUUUGAUUUAUGGAGCUUUCAUUUCAGCAUCUCUUUGGUACGAGUAGAGAACUGUAGUUUGGAUAUUUGACCACUAGAUGGAAGCAGCGGUCAGCCUGGAGCGUCCUUUGUUCUGCAUCAUCAAGGUCAUUCAUCCUUGAGCUGCUGUCUAUUAAACACAGGAGAUUUGGUCUUUUAAUUAUGAACCUUGAUGGUUCCGAUUCAUAAAUAAUAUGUCAGGUUGUGUGUAGACAAGUGAUGAAUGCAAGCUUUUGCAUACCUGCAGACAGACAUAUCAGCCUUAGUUCUUUCACACUGAAGACAUGGUCAAAGUCUGCAACAUUUAUUUCAGUGAUCUAACUUAUUACCAGUGCCACUGUAUUAUUCUUUACAGGAUCGUAUGUGUCAAAUAGAUAUAUUUGUUAUUUUUUAUGUUCUUAGUACUCUCAAAGAGAGACAUUAUUUUGCACUAGUGGAAAUGUAUUUUCACUUUAUUUUAACGGGAGCAGUCUGCUACAGAGGUAGAGAAGAGAAACGGCCAAAUGAAUGGGAAACAUAAAUGUGUUCAUCAGUAGAAGAGGACACUGAGUGUUCUGAUAAUGAUUGUGUUUGAAGGGGACUGUGCUGCUCAUACUGGAUCUGUGUAUUAGAGUUACUGAGUGUGAAUGUCAUACAUGAAGAAUCCGAAUACCAAAUCAACAUUUGAGAAGUUUGUGGAUGAAAUGGACCAAAAUGUCUCGGGGAAAGUGUUUGCCUAUGUCUGUCACGGUUAGCUAGGUGGAACUGUUAUGCAAUAAGAUUGCUGUAAACCAGGUGCAUAUAGAGUAGAUGUCCAGGUAUAAGGGUCAGUUCAUCAACACACAAAUCAAAAAGUUUAAAAUGAUCACUUACAUCAUGUGCUGUUGAGAUAUGAAGAUUUGAGGCCACCGUCCAAAUACAUAAGGGGGAUCAUUUUUAUUUUUUUUUCACUCACAGUGAAGAAAAUGUGUGAAAAAAUCAGUUAAGCUGACACAUUAUUCCAUUUCCUGUUUCUUUGGAAAUCACAACAGUGCUUUUAACAGCUUCUAUUAAGCGCUGUUUCUUCGGAAGUAAUGAGUUCCCAUGAAAAUUGUAAAAUCAGUCUUUCAACAAGGCCAGUUCAGACAAUGACCGAGGUUUAAAUCUUAAAAGCGCAGUAUAAUCUGACACUCUUGUUGAUUACGAUCUGUUUCACUAAAAUGACAAGCAGUGAUGUUUUCAAAUCUGUUAGUUCAGUUGUGCUACAUUAAGACCGUUUAUUAACUAUUUUAAAAGAUAGCCUUACAUUUUUCUCAAAUUAUUUUCAUGAAUGUUGUUUAAUUUAAUAUCUUUUGCUUAUUCAUCUUUGGUGUUAAUCCAUUUUAAUUUCUCAAGCUUUGGUUUUAAUAAGGAAUGAAAAUCAACAUCUCUGUUUUGAUUUGGAUCAUAUAUAUUUAUUUAUUUUGACGAGUAGAACCUUCUGCUGAUCAUCUUUGCAGAUUUUCUCAGAGUGAGUGUCUUCUUUGAAAUGCUGGUCUCAAACCUUUUCUGUUGAGGUUCACAGAGUUUCAAUACACCGUGAUUCUUACAUCUUGCAGGCAGAUUUUAUAAAGUUAUAAAAACACUCCUCAACACCACAAAAUAAAACCACAAUGUUAGCAAGAAACUUGUGAUCAAACUGAGCAUUUAGUACUUCUCUCAGGAGUUGGUGUGGAAAAAAGGCAGAAGAAAUAUUAGACAGAACACUAAAUUAAUAUUAGUGUUUCUUGUUGCCUGCUAGAUGUGUAAAUAACAGCAAGAUUUCCAUAUUAACUUCCAGUCAAUGUCAAAGUUUUCAUCUGAUUUUCUGCAGCACCCCAAGAUGUAAAAAACAGUUGAUAUAGCUUUGAGUAACAUUUUAAGUCUGUGAGCUUCACACACCCUAAUUGUUUUGGAGGGGAGCAGCAGAUAUUUUAGAGACUGAUGAGGGAAACCGGAGCAUCUGUAUGACUUCUCUGUAAUUGUAAUUGAGAAGAUUAGUUUUGGUGACUUUAUGGUGGAAAUGAAAGUCUGGACAGAGCGAUGAGUUAAUGAUGGAAGGUCGUCGUUUGAUCCAGAUAUUUGGGACUUUAGAGACCACCUUCCUCCAUCAUGUCGUCCUGUGGUUCACUCUGACCAACCUUGGCCUGGGUUGUGUUUCAUUAUCCAGGCUAGACAUCAUAUACAGUUGGACUGCUUUAAUCAAGCCAUAUUAAAACUAAAUGUCUUGUUACUGGAACCAUUUCUUAGCAUUACUUCUUGGGUAAUGUAAAUAUUGUAUGUGUGACUGUACUGUAUGUAGAACUGACUGACUGAGCAAACUACCUAUGUGCAGUCAUAAACUGGAGCGACUGGUUGAUUUCAAUAAAAAAAACAUAGCUGUGACAAUUUUAA